GGCGAAGCUGGACCCUCAUUUUCUCGGUACCUUCUUGAGAAUCAGCCUUCGCACAAGCUUUCGGACGAAGAAAUGGCCUAUCUCGCCGGUUCGCUCUUUGGCGCCGGUUCAGACACGACUGCUGUUGCUAUUAUGGUCGUCGUCAUGGCUGCUGCAUGCUAUCCCAAGGCGCAGGAGAAAGUUCAAGAGGAACUGGAUACCGUCGUUGGUCGUGACAGGGCUCCCACGUUGGACGACUACGAUUCCCUUCCUCAGGUAGAGGCGUUCAUGCUGGAAUGUCUUCGCUGGAGGCCCGUGACAACCCUUGGAUUCGCCCACCGUGCCUUGACCGACAUCGUAUACAAUGGCAUGUGUAUACCAGAAGGCGCAAUCGUAUUUGGCAACCACUGGGCUAUCUCGCGCGACCCGAAGGUCUAUCCCAACCCUGACAAAUUCGAUCCCGAGAGAUGGCUCGACGGCGAAGGCAAAAUCCGGGAAGACCUCAAGUUCCCUUCAUACGGUUUCGGACGCAGAAUCUGCCCUGGUAGACACAUCGCGAAUCGUUCGAUCUUUAUCAACCUCGUGCUCCUCUUGUGGUCGUUUAAGCUCUCGGAAGACCCGGAGAAGCCUAUUGACCAAUCGGGCUUUGUGGAUGGCGUGAUUGCGCACCCAAAACCAUUCGCUGUGCGUUUCCAGCCGCGGCUUGGAGAUGAGGCGUCGUUGAGGGCCGUGAUGGCCAGGUAUGGAGAGGGGUUGUAG
Molecule: messenger RNA, 738 nt
Organism: Suillus bovinus
Lineage: Eukaryota; Fungi; Basidiomycota; Agaricomycetes; Boletales; Suillaceae
Product: cytochrome P450
Exons: 5
Molecular function (GO): monooxygenase activity; heme binding; oxidoreductase activity, acting on paired donors, with incorporation or reduction of molecular oxygen
Source: RefSeq, a predicted model, not a curated record